This is a messenger RNA of Scomber japonicus (chub mackerel), 4517 nucleotides long. RefSeq names its product ubiquitin-conjugating enzyme E2O (gene ube2o). The coding region runs from base 60 to 4175 and encodes 1371 amino acids. Lineage: Eukaryota; Metazoa; Chordata; Actinopteri; Scombriformes; Scombridae. The record is from RefSeq and is a predicted model, not a curated record. The transcript is spliced from 22 exons.
UUUUUCAUACACCGUCAUCCUUCCUCGAGCUCCAGCAUCACUCCCUGGCAACAGCAGCGAUGGCGGAGCCCGUAGCAGCAGCAUCACCCCCCCGGAGCCCGGGCCUCUCUCCCGCAGCCAGCCCGGGUUCGGAGCCUCCAUCCUUAGCUCUCUCCCCCACGGCGGACGGCUCCCAGCGGCUGCUGUUCUCCCACGACCUGGUGUCAGGGCGGUAUCGCGGCUCGGUGCGGUUCGGCCUCGUACGGAUGAUUCACGGCGAGGAGGACUUCAACUCGGACUCGGACCUCGAUGAUGGCGGAGGGAGAGGAGGCGGAGGCGGUGGUGGAGGAGGAGGAGGUGGAGGUGGAGGCGGAGGACGAGCCCCCGGUGGCUCGGACACGGAAAGCCCAGUGGACACCCUGACUCGGCCUCUCGGGAGGGGGUUUGUCCGCGUCCAGUGGUACCCUGAAGGAGGGAAGCAGGACAUCAGAGAGACAAAGCUGAAACUUGAAGACCGAUCUAUCGUCAUCCGAGACAUCGUGCGACGGAACAAUUCUAACGACAACCAGUGUGGCAUUGUGACUAACAUCGACAUCGAGUGUGCGGUGAAACUGGUGGGAACAAAUUGCGUACUAUAUCCAGUUAACAGCAAAGACCUGCAGCACAUCUGGUCUUUUAUGUACGGUGACUACAUCGCCUAUGACUUCUGGCUGGGGAAAGUGUACGACCUGACUAAUCACAUCAUCCUCAAGCUCUCCAAUGGAGCCAGGUGCUCCAUGAGUGUGGAAGACGGUGCCAAGCUUUACGACGUCUGUCCACAUGUCAGCGAUUCGGGUCUGUUCUUCGAUGAGGCGUAUGGUUUCUACCCAGGCCAGGUCCUGAUUGGUCCGGCCAAAGUCUUCUCUAACGUACAGUGGCUGUCAGGGGUCAAACCUGUGCUCAGCAGGAAGUGCAAGUUCAGGGUGGUGGUAGAAGAGGUAAAGGUGGUUGAACUGAAGGUGACGUGGAUCACCAAGAGCUACUCUCCCAAAGGCUCUGACAGCGUCUAUCCACCUCCCUCCACCAUCACACAGGAGAAUCUCUGCAGGGUGAGGCGUCUAGGCUACUAUGACCACACCCAAAGGCAGCUCGGAGAGAGGGCUCUAUACAUCUUCCCUGCCAAGGGGGACGCCACACGCAUCACAUGUGAAGGACCAGAGGGUGCCCCUGUCCUGCCAGAGGACCCUGUGGCCAGAAGGUUGAAAAGAAUGUUCAAGAAGGAUUCAGGAAAGAAGACGGAGAACGCAGAUACACAAGGCGAGCACAAAUCAGAGCAGACAGACUCAUCUCAUCCCAACAACAAUGGGCCUGUGUCAGCCGUGCAGAACACUCCCGACUCCCAAAACAUUGACACCUCUGCCGAACACGGGGAGCAGGACGCUGACGACGAGGCAGCAGAGGACACUGACGACACCAGCUCUCUCACAUCAUCGGCGAGCUCCACGGCUUCCUCUCAGAGUGGCGGUCUGGGAACGAACCGCAAGAAGAGCAUCCCGCUCUCAAUCCGCAACCUUAAGAGGAAGCACAAGAAGAAGAGGACCAAGUUCUCCCGCGAGUUCAAGCCUGGUGACCGGGUUGCAGUGGAAGUUGUGUCCACAAAGACCACGGCCGAUGUGAUGUGGAAGGACGGACGAGUAGAGAAAGGGAUCCGAUCAAAUGACCUUAUCCCCAUCCAGCACCUCGACAGCCACGAGUUUUGUCCAGGGGACUUUGUAGUAGACAAACGACCCCAAGCCCUCCAGGACCCAGGGGUGUAUGGUGUGAUCCAGUCUGGCGAUCACAAGGGCAGAACAUGUGUUGUUAAAUGGAUCAAACUGAACUCCUCCAGUGACGACGUGGAGGUUAUCGGUAUAGAGGAGGAUGUCAGCGUGUACGAUAUCUCGGAUCACCCAGACUUCCACUUCCGUACCACCGAUAUUGUCAUCAGAAUAUGGAACUCGGAGAACGGACAGAACGAAUGCGAAAAUGAGACGUCGGUAGGCCAGGUAUCCAGGGUGGAUGUGAGCAGCAAAGUGGAGGUGGUGUGGGCGGACAACUCCAUGACUAUCGUCCUGCCACAGCACCUCUACAACGUGGAGUCUGAGAUCGAGGAGACCGACUAUGACUCGGUGGAGGAGACGAGCAGCGUCCUGUCCACUGAGGAGUGGGAGGAUGAGAGCGACAGCUGGGAGACGGACAAUGGUGUCACCACUGAGGAUGACAGCCACAUCAACAAUGCAGAUGUCGCUGACACUGUGACCCCGACCCCCACACCCACUGGCACCACCAUGUUCAUCAUCCCACCUCAAGACGGCAACAAAGCAGGGGUCACCAGCCCCACUAAAGCAGUAUCUGGAGAGGAGGGGGAAGCGUCUGUGGCUGCCGCUAGUCCUACUGCUGGAGGAGGAACCACUCCAGGAGGAGCUGUCAAUGGAGCGGAGAAGCCCUGUAAAGAUGGCGCCUCUCGAGGCUUCAGGGAGUUGAAAGAGGCCUUGAAGAUCCUGGAGAGCCUUAAGAACAUGACUGUGGAGCAGCUCUGGACCGGCGGCUCUCCAACAUCCCCGACCUCUGCCGAACCCGCUUCCACAACUCAUGUAGCAAGUUCAGUGACGCCCACGGCCCCCGAGAAACCGACCAAGGAGAAACGCUUCCUAGACGACAUCAAGAAGCUACAGGAGAACCUGAGGAAGACGCUGGAUAACGUGGCCAUCGUGGAGGAGGAGAAGAUGGAGGCUGUGGUGGAAGCAGGAGGGGGUGCAGGAGCAGGAACGGAGGUCGAGAGAGUCGGAGAGGAGAAGCCUCAGCAGGAGCCACAGACACCAGUGAGUGGACAAGAAUGGCCCAGCGAGUUUCUCAGCGACACGCCUGUACUGUGCCAACAGAGCGGUGGCAAACCUGGCGUCACCUUCACCAGUGCCAAGGGAGAGGUGUUCUCUGUGCUGGAGUGGGCACCAGACACACACUCUUUUAAGAAAAUGGAGUUUCAGCCGGCAGAGGCCAAGAAGUUCUUCAGCACAGUGAGGAAGGAAAUGGCUCUGCUAGCGACAUCACUGCCAGACGGCAUCAUGGUCAAAACCUUUGAAGAUCGCAUGGACCUGUUCUCAGCUCUGAUCAAAGGGCCGACUCGUACACCCUACGAGGACGGUCUCUUCCUGUUUGACAUCCAGCUGCCCAACAUCUACCCAGCUGUGCCACCUCUGUUUCGCUACCUGUCUCAGUGCAGCGGCCGCCUCAAUCCCAACCUCUACGACAACGGGAAGGUGUGCGUGAGUCUGCUGGGCACUUGGAUCGGCAAGGGCACUGAGAGGUGGACCAGCAAGUCCAGUCUGCUGCAAGUCCUCAUCUCCAUACAAGGCCUUAUCCUCGUCAAUGAGCCUUACUACAAUGAGGCUGGCUUCGACAGUGACCGAGGCCUACAGGAGGGAUAUGAGAACAGUCGCUGCUACAAUGAGAUGGCCCUGAUCAAGAUGGUCCAGUCUAUGACACAGCUCCUCCAGAAUCCCGUGGACGUUUUCAAACAGGAGAUCCAGGAGCACUUUAUUUUGAACGGCUGGCGGCUCGUCCACCGCCUGGAUGUGUGGCUUGAAUUGAACGAUGCUGCUGAGAGGAGUCACGCAGCACACGUGUCCUCCAGGCCUCACCACUCGAAGGAGCGACCUUCAUCUGUGGAGCCUUUGGAUGAGCAGCUGCCUCUAGGAUCAGUGUCAGUGGCCCACAGCAGCCCCUGUAAGCCUGGGGAGGAGGGGGUCACAGGAGCAGUUGUCACCAGUAUUAUGGAGGAGGAGCUGGAGGAUUCAGGGCUGAGCCCCUCAACUACAGCGGCCUCUCAGCAGGAGCUGAGCCAGAACUCAGACUGCGACAGCACCCAGGGAAACACCUCUCUGAGUGGUGAAAAUAAGGGCUCUGGUUCUGUCGUCCGCAGUGGGACGUCAGAAUCAGGUUCUGCCACAGUUGGGGCAGGAGGGACGGGCUCCACAGGAAGCCAGCCAGUGGUGCGACCAAAGAAACGGAGAAAGAGCUACCGGAGUUUCCUCCCAGAGGGCAGUGGCUACCCGGACAUCGGCUUUCCGCUCUUCCCGCUCUCUAAAGGGUUUGUGAAGAGUGUUCGAGGUGUGCUGCAGCAGUACCGAGCUGCGCUGGCCACCGCUGCCAUCCCCGAUCACAUAGAGGACAAGUAAGUGCCUCCUCACCCGCUCCCCAACACACCCCUGCACUGUUCCCUUCGCUUUUCCUCCUCUUCUACCUUUUCAUCUGCCUCAAGCUGUAGAGGAGGAUCCAUUACUUGUCUGGCGGGGGCUACGACUUUAAUUCUUCUGUACGCCUGUUCAGAGCUGCACUGUGCCCCCAGCACUGCCCCCAGUUUUGCUCUUUGCCUCCAUUUCUAAGUCUUUACUGCCCCCGCUGCCCCAACUCCACAACGCUUUGCCUUCCCCCCCCCCCAAAAUUCCUCUCGAUCAAACCAUGACAGCAGGAGAGAGCAGCACCUUUCCAUCAGGAGAGUUAGCAAGUCCUGGUUUGGA